GGAGGAGGCGGCGGAGGCAGAGGAGAGUGUCUCUGCUCUGCCAGGCAAGGGCUGCUAAAGUGGGAUUCUUGCCCAGGAUGGUGCCCUGCGCGGGCGCUUGGUGAAAGGGCUGGGGUCCUCCGGGGGUCCCCCGCCGCCAGGCUCCGCAAGGAUGGGAUGCUGCACCGGGCGAUGCACGCUGAUCUUCCUCUGCACUUUGCAGCUGCUUGCUGCCUUAGAGAGACAAGUUUUUGAUUUCCUGGGAUACCAAUGGGCUCCAAUUCUUGCCAAUUUUCUCCACAUCAUCAUUGUUAUCCUCGGUCUCUUUGGUACAAUCCAGUACAGACCACGCUACAUUGUGGUGUAUGCCAUCUGGACAGCCAUCUGGGUCACCUGGAACAUCUUCAUCAUCUGCUUUUAUUUGGAGGUUGGCGGCCUUUCAAAGGACAGUGAGCUCUUGACCUUUAACAUCUCUCGACAUCAGUCCUGGUGGAGUGAAAAUGGUCCAGGCUGUGUAAGGAAGGAAACUCCCAUGAUGGGCCUGAAGGGCUUGGACAGCCAUUCAUACGUCUCUGUGAUUGGCUGUGCUUUGGAGUAUCGCUACAUUGAGGUCAUGCACAGCGCGUUGCAGAUUCUGGUGGCGCUGGUGGGCUUUGUCUAUGCCUGUUAUGUUGUCAGUGUAUUUACAGAAGAAGAAGACAGCUUUGAUUUCAUUGGUGGAUUUGACCCAUUCCCUCUCUACCAUGUCAAUGAAAAGCCCUCCAACCUUUUGUUCAAGCAGACCUACCUGCCUUCGUAAGUAACAAGAAUCUAGAGACUCGACAUGGCCUGAAGUCAACCAUCCAGAAUUCAAAUGCCAAUGUUCCAGCUGUGCAGAAACAGAAGCAGGAGCAAACUAAUGGAAAACGUAUUCCACUCAAAAGGACACACACAGUAUGACUGUACUUUGACAAGUGGCCAUUCAAGAGGAUAUAUAUCAUUUUACUGACUCAGACCAGCUCCUCAUUAACAUGCUGGCUCAUUAGUGGACUCACAGGUUUUGCUAUGAAUGAAUGAACAAAAUGGAAAUAUUACUACACCUUUCCUCACCCUUCCCUCUAACUCCAUUGAGACUACCCAAUGAGAAUCAGAUGAGAGUAUUUUGAACAUUCCCAUUGGAUUCUGGUGCUUUUACAUUGCACAAAUAAUUCUUUCAGAGAUUUUGUGACUUGGUUGUUAUAAAUGGUCCAAUCCCACCCUGCGACCUUGUUCCAAAUUCCAGACCUGUCCCAAAAUCCAUGCCUGUCCCAAACAAUCCUAAUUGUAACUUACAAAUUCCUCAGUAUUUCUUUUCCCUAGCUAUCAUUGGAAAAAUUAUCUAGAUCCCUGUUCUCAAGCCUGUCCAACAACCCACUUACUCCUUUUCUGCCUUCAGCUGAUCUCUGUUUCAGGGGAAAUUAAACCCCUGUUGGAAUUGUUUCUGGUUUUCAGAAGAGCAUGGUAUUCUGGAUGUCAAAUUCAUCAGUGAUUCAUCAAGAAAAAAGCUCUGACAUGGUUCCCAUUUAUUGUGAUUGAAGUCACAACUAAAGAGAAUGGCUUCCACUCUAACCCCAAAAAACCAGUUUGGUUCAACAUUGCCGCCUAUGGGAGACCUCGUAAUACUUCAUCCUGGGAAAUGACCAUAAUGGUGAUGGUGCAGCAGGCCCAUUGUAUACACAAGCUGCCUUAUACUUUUAGAUCAAUGAUGCCACCAGCCCAGCAAUAUCAACACUGAGUUACAGCAGUUCCUCUAAACUGAGAUUGUUCAAGCUGCUAGGGAUUGGACCUAUGACCACCAUCUGAACCUCAACCUUCCUGAUGAUACUCAUGUUAGUAAUGUUACUACAAAACAACAGUGUCCUUUGGUCUGCAUUGCAAUGAACCGCCAAGAAUGAAAGAACAUAGAAAAUCCAAUGAACAGGCUUAUAUUGUUUAGCUGUACAGCCAGUAUGCUACUCACUAUGUGCAUUGGUAGCUGACAAGUGGAAUCCUGCAGCAAAAUUUUGCAUCUUGGAGUGAUGCUGUUCAGAAAGCUGGUCACUCCAUUUCCAAAUGUGGUUUCUCUGAUCCAAAGCCAGUUGGCAUUCAAUGGACACAUGGCACAUUCAGGCCUCAUUCAGUUGUAAGAGCUGUCCUUGUUCACACCUUGAAUUCCCUUCUUUUUUAAAUAUUCUUCUAGAAAACCAGGUAUUCCCCCAAGCCUGCUGAUACCUACCUCUUCUGCAUAAGUGGAAUUGUUUUGGGUAUAAAAGUAGCAGUACUUACAACAUGAUGGUUGGAAACAGGGAAGAAUAGCAUCAUUCUCAUAAACUGAGGCAGAGCAGGAUCAUGUUUUUCUAGAGACAUGUGUAAAUUGCACUAAUCCAGAAUUUUGGUCUAUGUUGUCAAGUAAGCUUUCAGUGAUGGUUGGUGAUUCCCAUGUUAGUGGGGUGGUAAAUUCACUCCAGGUUUUAGUCUGAAUUGUAAGGGACCCCUCUGAGCUCCUGAAUUAGAGAUAGGCUUCAGUACUUUGGAUAGAUGAUUUAGAAUUCGGGCUAAAAUCUAUUGACAUGGAAGCUGUCACUAGCUGUCACUGUAUGCUCAGGAACAGCUAGUGAAUGGAAGAACUGGGAGAAGUGACAGGCAGGAGCAGCAACCAGGCCACACCAAAAAUCUCCUGCUUCACUGUGUGAACCAUGUGUGUAUACACCCACCACCUCUACUCUUGCUUGCAAAAAGCUGCAACUAGUCCUAUCCAUUGGUUGUCAAACAACAGUAGGCUGCUGCUACAGUCCAUUUAUUGGCCCUUCUGUGGAAGAAGCAGCUGGUCUGGGCUGCGAGGAGCCGGGAAAUGAAGAUGCUCUUCUAGAUUGAGUAAGCCAUAUUUCUCUUCCCUUCACAGCCCAGACCAGCUACUUCUUUGUCCUCUGAGUUCCUCUGCCAUUUCUUUUUCCUCCACUGUUAAGAAGCAGCAGUAGCAGCAACAGGCCUCCAGAAGUUGUCAGCUGCAGCAGGGAGGUUUCAGAUGGCUUACAAAGGACUAGAGAAUGGCCCAUUGUGGAGUUUCACACACAUGCAACCCAGAGUAACACAUGCAUAAGUGGCUCACAGGAUUCCAGGGAUUUACCACUCCCUCUAGGUUCCCCUAUUCCCUCUAAACUUACUUGCAAUUCUCAUGGCAGCUGCAAGGGAAAUGAAUUUUGCCAGUGACAAUGGCUGUGAUCCUAUAACACCCUGAAAUCUUUAGUUAGAGGGCAGGUUAUAAAUGUUUGAAUAAGUGCAGUACAGUAUAUCAGGGCUAUACAGAGUUAUGCAUUGAUUAUGUUUCACAGUCCUCAUGUCAAAUGACAACAUUGCACACCGAAACACACACCCACAUUCUCACCAGCAUUGCAUGCACAAUUCAGUUUCUGCAACCUUGAGUCCCAUGCAGACUUUCUACAUCAGUUUUAAAAAAUGUCCGAACUCUUCCAAAGGGGAACUUACACAUGUGGAGGACGUCAGCAGGAUUGCAGCCAACAUGUUAUGAGCUAUCCCUUGGUAUUGCAAAAUAUUUGGGGGAAAUUGAACAGAUAGGUAUGAUCCAUAAGCCUUACAAAAGGCCUGUUCCUAAUGGACAUGGAUACUUCUAGAACUGGUAUGUUGAUAUACAUCAAUAUUGCUACCAACAUUUUUCAAACUCCUCUUGGGAGCCCUGACUAUGGGGACUGUUUUGAUGAGUGCCUAUACUUUCAAAUUUACCAGUACAUAACUGAUGCUUUCUUUGGUAUUUAUAUGUUCUAAUAAAAGACAAAGUCAAGGAGGUUAGAUGUAGCAAUGUGGCCACAGCAGCUAUCCCUUCAUGUUUUGCUACACAAUUCCAGUUGCUGGGGAACAGUGUCAGGGAGAGGACUGUUGCCUUUGUACCGUACGUAUCAGCUUCUUAGCAGUUUGACUACUUCUACAAACAGAAAGCUAAUCUAGAUGAACCCUUGGUGUGAUCCAGCAGAUUUUUUUCAUAUUUCAUAUUUGCUUAUGUCAGUUUUUAUGCACUUGUAUGUCACACUCUUGAGCCUGAGAGCUAUAGGCCUUUCUCCAAGUAGCUCCUCUGAGAUAGGUUUGGAGGGUGGUAACAAGGGAUAAAGGCCAAUGUGGUGUAGUGGUGUGAGUGUUGGACCAGGAGUCUGGGAGACCAGGACUUGAAUCUCUGCCCAGCUAUGGGAAUCCCCUCAUGACCUUAGGCAAGUCACACUUUCUCAUUCUCACAGCAAGAACAAAUCUUGGUAAGAGAACCCCAUGAUAAGGUCACCACACAUCAGAAAGUAUUUGGAGGCACACAAACACAACAACAAUAAAGAAAGGGCCUUUUUAAUUUGCCCUCACAUUUCUGGAAUGCUCUGCUUAGUGGGGUGCACCUGCCCCACUUCCAAUGUUACCAUCACUUCAACAUCAGGUUUGUGUAUUUUGGCAGGAUGUCAUAGGCCCAACUUUUCAAAAUUGGCAUUAUACCAAUUACUCCUAUAAUUUGUUAUGGGGGAGUGUAGUUUUAUAUGACAAUUACAGUACAUUGUUUGUAUCAGUUUUGUUUUUAACAUUCAUGUAUUUAAAUUUUUGUAACACACCUUGAAUUUUUCUUCAGAAAAGAUGGUCUAAGGAAAUGGAAUAAAAUAUAAGAUGUAGCACUUCCA
Sceloporus undulatus (fence lizard) is the source of this 4643-nucleotide messenger RNA. RefSeq names its product sodium/potassium transporting ATPase interacting 4 (gene NKAIN4). The record is from RefSeq and is a predicted model, not a curated record. The transcript has 7 exons. The coding region runs from base 152 to 778 and encodes 208 amino acids. Gene Ontology annotation, biological process: regulation of sodium ion transport. NCBI's taxonomy places the organism in Eukaryota, Metazoa, Chordata, Lepidosauria, Squamata, Phrynosomatidae.